This is a messenger RNA of Angiostrongylus costaricensis, 1321 nucleotides long. The record is from the annotation of a GenBank genome assembly. NCBI's taxonomy places the organism in Eukaryota, Metazoa, Nematoda, Chromadorea, Rhabditida, Metastrongylidae.
AUCUCUAUAACCAGUGUUUCAUGGAGUUUUCUUACCUUUUUAGGUUAUAGCAUUACAGGUGUUCUGCAGCGUUAUAACCCUCGUGUCAUUUUUUACCACACUGUACACAGUUUUCUCGCGUGGACCUUAUCCAACAUCAGACGUUUUGUAUCCUAUUCUGUGGACUGUUACAUUCCUUUGUGCCACGUAUACACAUUUCCUACGGAAGCAGUCGGGUAUGGUUACAUCGGGGAUUCUCCAUCUGUCUGCAAUGUGCUUUGCUGUCUGCGGUGCACCACAGUUCUACCAAAACAUUAGGGUAGGAAAUGAGGUUAGCCUUAAAACUUUAUUUACACUUCAUUUUUGUUAUUGCGAAGACCCGUCAAGUCUUUCAUCUCCUUUGUGCAUAGCGUAUUUCAUAUGGUAUAUUUCCGUACUUAUCUACACUUUUCUUAUGUUCUUUGCGGAUCCACGGGACCCAUUUCAUAAAGCGAAUGUUGAAUUAGACAGUUCGUUUUUCAAUCGUCUCACACUGUGGUGGUUCAACCCAAUUCCAUGGAAAGGGGCUCGCAAGGAUUUAGAGGCAAAUCUUUUCGAGCUGAACGAAGGAAGUACGACGAAGUGUCUGAGUGAUCUCUGGGAGCUACACUGGAAACUACGUCUAGCAGAGUACCAUCGUAAAGUAGAUCUGCGAAAAAGUUCUGCUGGCAGUGGUGAACCUAGUGCCCCAUCAGUAGUGGCAUGCCUCUUCGCAAUGUUUCGUUGGGAGUUUCUCACAGCAACUGUUCUUAAAGUAAUUAGUGAUAUCUUGCAGUUCGCGAAUCCAUUUUUACUUCAUCAACUCAUCGGCUUUGUGUCUGAUCCGAAAGCUGCUCUUUGGAUUGGUCUUGCCUAUGCAGUUUUAAUGUUCGCUGCAUCAGAGGUGCGCUCAUUUGUACUCAAUUCAUAUUUCUAUAUAAUGUUCCGUAUGGGAGUUAAGUUUCAAACUGCCCUAACUGCGGCUAUCUACAAGAAGACAUUAAAUUUGUCUAAUUCUGCUCGAAGAGACAAGACUGUUGGUGAAAUCGUGAAUCUGAUGGCUAUAGAUGUGGAACGGUUCCAGUUGAUCACUCCUCAAAUCCAGCAGUUUUGGAGUUGCCCCUUUCAGAUAACUUUGGCUCUAAUUUUUCUAUUCUUUACACUUGGCUACUCAGCUGCACCAGGAGUUAUUGUUAUGAUAAUAUUCUUACCAUCAAAUAUAAUAUCUUCCGUAAUCGUGAAGAAGUGGCAGGUUGCACAAAUGAAACUUAAAGAUGAACGAACGAAAAUGAUCAACGAGCUACUCAAUGGAAUUAAGGUUUGA